This is a messenger RNA of Hemicordylus capensis (graceful crag lizard), 6854 nucleotides long. RefSeq names its product refilin A (gene RFLNA). The coding region runs from base 1059 to 1988 and encodes 309 amino acids. The transcript is spliced from 4 exons. The record is from RefSeq and is a predicted model, not a curated record. Lineage: Eukaryota; Metazoa; Chordata; Lepidosauria; Squamata; Cordylidae. Gene Ontology annotation, cellular component: actin filament bundle. Gene Ontology annotation, biological process: skeletal system morphogenesis; actin filament bundle organization; negative regulation of chondrocyte development. Gene Ontology annotation, molecular function: filamin binding.
GGCGGGGGGGGGGGGGCUCUAGGCUCUCCCCCUCGCCUGCCUCCCCCACCCCUCGGCGAUGGUGGCCCCCUCGGUUGAGAGAGAUGAAGGAAGGGUCUGUUGUUCGCUGGGAAGGGGCCUAGGCCGUGGUCUUCGCAGGUUCAGGAAAAGGCGGCUAGUGGCAAGAGGGUUAAAUAAGCCACCCUCCCUAAACGUGCUUGGCCCUCUUUGGAAAUAUAGUCUAGAUUACCGCUCCCUCUUCCGUCUGUUUUUGGCCUGAUUCUUCCCCCCUCCCCAUAGAACAGAGGGAUGCGCUAGUCUAGUUGGCUUAGGAGUUCUCCUUUUCUGAGCUGCGCUCAGUAUUUGCUCGGUUGCACAAUCUCGUGAAAGCUGUUUAUGAAUAAGGCACCGUUUAAUAGCUGUGGGGUGCUGCCAUCACCUUUAGCAAUGUAGGGAAUGUAGGUGGGAGGCCGAAGGUUGCUGGAGUCCUAAUUGGGCAGAUUGUGUACUAAAAAACGAGCGCGGAUGAAUGCAGUGUGGCUUCUUCAAGCAGGCACAGGAUUGGGCCUGUGGAGGAGAGCUGGUCUUGUGGUAGCAGGCAUGAUUUGUCCCCUCUGCUAAGCAGGCUCCACCCUGGUUUGCAUUUAAAUGGGAAGCUACAUGUAUGAGCACUGUCAGAUAUUCCCCUUAGGGGAUGGGGCCACUCUGGGAAGAGCGGAAGCUUCCAAGUUCCCUCCCUGGCAGCAUCUCCAAGAUUGGGCUGAGACAGAUUCCUGCCUGCAACCUUGGAGAAGCCGCUGCCAGUCCGGGUAGAUAAUAUCGAGCUAGAUGGACCAAUGGCCUGACUCAGUAUAUGGCAGCAUCCUAUGCACCUAUGCCUUUUGUUAGAAAGAACAAACGUCAUAGAAGGGACCAAGAGCACAGUAUACAGUGUUUUGAGAGACACGUCUGGGUGCCCAAGAGUACUUUGGGCUUGAGUUUCUCAGACAACCUCCAGCCCGCCAUGAUGCAUUGCAGAGAAAGUCAGACGUUGUGGGGUGCUAUAGACAGGUUUGUUUUUAUAAUUAUUGGUGUCCACCAUGCAAAGCGUUUUUUGUUUUUUUUUAAAUCCACUGCUUAGCAUAGCCGUAUGGAUCCUAGCCUGCAUUUUUAGCCAAGGGUCAGCUGGAGCGUCAGGGGACGGACCCGAGUCACCGCAAGCUCGAGGGGCGACUGCAGCACACAGAGCGCUGGCUAGAGAUCCCUCUGCAUGCGCCAUCUCCGUUGGCCUCCCUGCAGGAGGAGGCGGGUUUUCUUUGGCUUGGCAGCUCCCGCCCUCGCCUGCCCCUCCAGUCAUGGUGGGUCAUUUGCACCUGCAAGGAAUGGAAGACAGCCUAAAAGAGAAGAACCGGGAAGGCUUGCUGGAUAGCCCGGAUUCGGGGCUGCCGCCCAGCCCCAGCCCACCUUUCUACUCCUUGUCUCCGGGCAUCGUUGAAAACAGAGCAGGAGGCGGCAGCAGCGGCAGCGGCACUGCCGUGGAGAGCCCGGGACAUGGGCCCAGAAGGGACGGCAGGGAAGGGAAAGUGAUCCCUUACCUUCUUCUGAAUGCCUCCCCAUCAGAAAUGAGGCCUCGGAUGUACCCUGUGUUUUUUGGCGAAAGCAUAGAAGUCAACCCUGAACCGACGCAAGAAAUUAGGUGCAACUCUGAGGUAAAAUAUGGCUCCGAGAGACAUUACAAGGAUGACAUUUUCUACUGCCCAAUGCCCACUGUCACCACAUACAGCGAGACCGUCAUUGCUGCACCCAACUGCACAUGGAGAAACUACAAGUCCCAACUUAUCUUUCAGCCCCGCCAGAAGCCACUGAGAUUCCAGAGCACAACGAUCAUCUUCCCCAAACACGCAAAAAACAUUUACCGGACCACACUCAACUACAACCUGGGGUGUGCCAAGCGGUGGUUUGCCUCGAGUGUGCAGCUAGAGCUGUGUGAAGAGAACAGUCCCUGUAUUAUCUACACGGAGAACCUUUAACGCAGUAUUCUGUCUUCUGGUGAACUCCUGACCACAAUGUAAGGCUGAGGCCUGCAUUGGAGGCAAAGUCUUUCUGGACUAUCUUUGGCCAAUGGCCUCCACUAAAUAGCACUGGGGCCAUUACUUUUCACACAAGUCUUGGAUGUACACAGUCCAAGUGGUUUUCUCUGCUCCAAGAAGAAGCCAAGGGAGAUAUUUUCAUGUGUGAAGUGCCUGAGAGUUUGGUUUUUAUUCCUUUAACCCUUUAAUCCAACCUAUUUAACUAGCACUUAACAUGCAAACUAAUAGUGAGGGCCUUGAGUUGCUCAGUUGCCAUUUUUAAAAAAUGUGCUGCUUUUUAUAGGUUUGUGGGAGGCCCUCUGUAGAAUGUAGGAUGCUGCUGAGCCUUUCUUUGGAGAGGAUGGUCUCCAGUUUGGCAACUUAGCUUCAAAUAGGCAUCAAAUAGGUAAUAAAGGUAGUUCUUAGCCAUAUUAAACAUUAAUUUCAUCAUGAUAAUUUAUCUGGAAAUUGAAGCUCAGUGAUUAUGGUGCCAUGCUCAUGGUUCACUCGUGGAUGUUGCCACAGAGAUGAGGAUGGAAAACAAAAAUGGCGCCCGCCCCCCCCGCCUCCACUUCAACUGCUGAGUUACUAAACCACCAUGCAGGGGCCAUUUUUUGAAACCAGGAGUUUACAUGCCUUAGUGAGGAACUGUGUUUAUAGAGGAAGCCAAAAAGAAUCUUUUGGCAAUGUCCACCUUCUUGGGUGGAUGUAACAUAUGGAAAAUAGCUGGAAGUUCAGUUUGAUGUUGUAUGGGGAAAGAGUUUAUAUAUGAACUCAUUGCUGCAGGAGGCUGAAUUUUGACAAUCAUUUGUGCUAAAGAGUUGUAAGAUAAUAGCUUUUUAAGAGACAAUGUUUGGGACCAAAGGCCUAUUUUACACUCUAUGAUAAAAGGAUUGUAAACUCAGGUCAGGGUUCCCCAAAUGUGGAGCUUGGCUCUCUAGGAUUCACUAGAAGAAAUUGCAUGUGUUUGGACAUACAAGAUCACAGAUGUGGCCUGAAGUAAAUGUACUGGAGAGGAAUUGACUGCAUAGGAAAGAAGGGAAGGGACUUGAAAUUGGCAGCUUAAUGGUGCGAGCUGUUGUGCAAUGAAAGAAAAUUGUGCAAGCAUUGUAUAACAAUUCGAUCACCAUUAUGCUGCAUAGAAUAGAAGGCUUUUGAAUGAGGAAAAAUGACCGAUUAAACCAAAUGCACAUGCAAUGUGCAAUUAUUUGGUCUACUGCUUAGACAGAUUGUGCUUUGAAUGGAGAAUGAUGUUACACAGCUAUUGCCACAACAUGUUUGUGGGAACAAAGCCUCAGGUUUUGAGGCAUUGUUUAUCAUUUUCCCACAGUUGAUCAAAAUUUGAGAGAUUAAGUGAGAGUCACCUCACUGCAGGACAAUCAGUUUAUCAGGAGGUUACAGAAAUUGACCACUUGGUAAAUAAUAUGAGGAGAAUUUUGUAAAUUUACCUCACGUUUGUAAAUUUACCUCACAACAGAAAUGGGGGGAGGCAAAGGGGACAGCACAGUAGCAAAAUCCUCCUGGCAAGACAUUAAAAGAGUCUUAUCUUUGCCCCCCCUCCAACAUGCUUAAAAUAUGGACACACCAAGAGCAAAACUAAUCUUUGCCAAAAUAAUAACUGAUACUGGAUUAUAUGUUGCUAGAUACUGAAGAAUUCCAAAUAAAAAUGAAGCUUUGUGCAUGACAGAAGCCCUGAAUGUUAGAGAUAGGAAUUUAGGAUUGCUUUGUCUAUGCUAUGUUUUGGAUUAAUUGCUAUUAAUUUUGCUAGCUGCAAAAUGAAACGUUAUUCAGAUUGUAUUUUGUACAUUUAAGGGAACUACUUGUCCUAUUUUACAGGUCUCCUUUGGGAUGGGAUAUUAUUUUUAAGUGACAGAUCUUUAUAUAUUUAUUUUUCCCCUGGCGAUUGCCAGCUGUUCAAUCGGAGUAAAAGAAGCGAAACAUUUAAAAAUAGUCACAUAAAGUCUUGCAGCCUUGCUUGCCUUUUCUAUCAUGCCAAAUUAUACUUAUAUAUUUAAUUGAAAUUCUUUAAUUCUAAAACUUUUUAUUUUUCACCACACCGUACGGAAAUGGAACAUGGACACUUUUAGAGACUGUAUUUUGUGGAAACUGCUUGUGUGAGUGGGAUGAGUAUGUGAAGCUGUCUUAUAUCGAGUUAGACCAUUGUCUAAUCUGGCAAGCAGUAGAUUUCAAGGUCUUGGGCAGAGAAGGGUUUUCCCCAGUCUUGCUAGCUCUACACAGAACAAUGGCCCCUUUCCUCCUGGAAUUUUCUUCAGCUCCCACUGCUGAAGAGGCAAGCCACCCAUCUGAGCAUACCACAGCAUAAGCAUUGUGAUUUUUCUUUUCUCUCCCCAAGUUAUCCUUCUUUCCCACCAGAUUUGGAAAUGGUUUUUGUAUAGAAAGCAGAUGGGACGGGAAGAUAUUUGUUUCAUGUUUAGCAUUACUGAGGAAAUUGCUGCGUGAAAUCAACCAGUCUGUUUCUUUGCUUAUAUCCUAAGUUUCUUUUACUGUAUUUUCUUUUUUAAACUAACAUUUUGUGUAGGGACAAAGAGGGACAACACUGUUGAGCAUUUCUGCUUAGUUGUAACAAAACGUACGUAUGUGAAAGUAGCAAAGGUAGUGAUAGGAGAAAAGGUAAACUGUCAGUGAAGACAAGAAAAGUGUGUGUGUUCAGCAAUUAAAGCACAAGUAGCACAGAAUGUGAUAUUGGUUGUAAAAAUCAUUUCUUGAGAAUUUCAGCUCUCAUUGUUUAAGGGGCAGGGGGAAUUUUCUAACCCAUAUUGUAGAGUCUGAACCACUCUGUGGAACACAUGCCUUGGAUAAAACAGGCCUCUUAUUGCCAAAUCAACACAUACAGAAGCCCGAGAGAAAAAGGUUUUUAAAUCCACAAUGUUGGUAGCAAAAGUCCAGAUCUAGAUCCAGCUUGAGAAAUUACUCUCCCCCGCCCCUACAUUUUUCCUCCUCAUGAGGCAAGACAGGCUUUUUAUAGGCAUACUCCAUCUCCACACCCUUCUCCAGGUGGUUUAAAUUACCACACACAAAACAUACACAAUAAACUGCCUAAAACACUGCAGCAUUUUUAAAAAUGCAAACAUUUAACAAAGGAUAUAAUCCCCCAAACAUAUUUACACUGUUGUCACACCUUUGAGGUUGUGACAAUAAGGCCUGCUAGGUGUGGUGCGAUUGACAAGUUUGUUUGAAGCUGCCGUUUCUUUUCUGAAAAGCAGGUGUGGUUCCCCUAAAUCCCCAAAUCCAACAGUACUGCCCCUUAGAUAUGGUGUUGUCCCCUUUUCAGAUGUUUGCCCACCAUCAGUAGUUAAAGUGUGUGUUGAGUCAUUGUCGACUCCUGGCGCCCACAGGGCCCUGUGGUUGUCUUUCUUUGGUAGAAUACAGGAGGGGUUGACCACUGCCUCCUCCCAUGCAGUUUGAGAAGAUGCCUUUCAGCAUCUUCCUAGAUCGCUGCUGCUACAUGGUUUAAUACUGCAGUGCCACUGAAGAAAACUGCUAGCGUAGUAGAACAAAUUAGGACAUUGUGUAUUUUAAACAAAUGGAAGUUUCUCCACUGUGUUAGACACCAGGGCCUGGUUGUAAUGAUGUUGUGAAGCUAAAUGUUUAAGAAACCCUUAUGUGGUGUUCCACAUGGACAGCCAGAAGUGCUUUUACCCCUGGACGUCCGGGCCGAAGUCCCGGAAGUCCUCCACGGGCCCUGGGACCCCCCCAAAUCCUCUUUUGUCUGUUCCGGGUGGUGUGGUCACCCAAUGGAGCACGGCAAUGCUUAAUUUGCAGCGGGGGGAGCUCCAAAGGCCUUUAGGUCCAGGCUCCAAAAUUACCUAGGUGCACCUCUGUGGAUAGCCUCUUGUUCUGGGCCCUCAUGCUCUUCAUAUUUAGCAUUAAUAUGGUAACCAUGCAACUUGGGCAGGCCCAGCAGGGUCUGAGGCAGUUUCUGGGGAUUCAGGACCUCAGCCCUCAGGGAGAAUUGGGCCCAGACACUAUUGUGUUGGUGGCCACCAUUCCCCCCCACGCCCCGUCAGUGGAAAUGGUGUAGUAUUGUUCUGGGGCAUUGUGUGGAGAAAAAGUGGGGACUGCCAUUUUCUCUCCACAAUACCCUAGAGAGGAAAAUGGCAGCUGCCCAAAUGAGCAACAGAGACCUGCUUAGGGUUGCCAACUCUCCGGGAAUCAGAAUUCAAUUUCAGCAAAGACUGAAAAGCAAUCCUGGAAGGUUAUAAUCACAAGAGCUGAGGAAAAUUACUCAAAGUAGCCCCACUGAAAUAAAAAGGACAAGUUAUACAUUGCAUAUGUGGACAAGGUGUGAAGAUAGGAGUUCCUGGUUUAAACAAGACACUGACUAGUCACAGGUACAAUUUUCUGAGCAUGUUAGACAUCAUGUUAAUUUUGGGUGGGGGGGGCUUUGAUCAGUUGGAUUGGUUUUAAAUAGUUUAGGACACUUCUUUUCAUGUGCACAAAAGCUGCAUCAUCUGUUGAAAAUGGAAGUCACAAUUCAGUGUAUGAAGAAGGUAGUAGAAGUUAACUAGAUGGUCAGAGGAGGAUACAGAAGAUAGUUAGUGGCUGUUUGGACAUAGAUAUGUAAUUAAUUAUUUUUUAUUUUUAUAGCUCUUCUCUUUCUAAGCGCUUACAAAAGUAUUUCUGCUGUUUUAUAUUUGCUGUGACAAGGUAUUUCGCAGUGCCUUUUUAUUUUUAUAUCGAUAUAAAUAUGUAUUUUCCCCACCUCUCUUUAAUAAUGCCUUUCUGUUCAACUAAUAGAAAAUAAUUUAAGGAUUUUAAAAAUGGCUAAAAAUCUAUAUGUCUUAAUAAAAUGCUGGGAUGCUUUCA